AAGUAAAUGGUGCAGCGAGUGGAAUCUGAUUGUUGGUCUUGCAUCGAGAAAUAUCCCACUGACACUGUUAUAUCAGAUUACUUGUAUUGCAAUUUGACGUGGAUGACGCAUUUCGGAUGGUGGAGACCGUAUGAAUGGGUGUGAACAACGAAUGCCAUUUACGAUCUUGGAGAAAUACAAUCAUUCAAUGGCUGUUUGGAAUGUCGAACAAGUGUAUUGUUUCCACGGCUGGAUGAGCUGCUGGCCAAUUAUCUGUGUUCCUGGCCGAGACUUACCUUGAUAUGAUCAUGAGGUUUGUUGACCGCUUUUUCUUCAUAGAAAUCAACAGUGCUCCGAAGAUGAUACACGUUCACCUACUUGAUCUUAGGAGGAAACAAAGCUUCGUAUCAAGACAACACUCACGCACAGCUCUGACUUUCACCGAGACCAUGACCACGUGCGAACGUUCGUUGGCCCUGUAGGUCGUUCACCUCAAUUACUAUGAAAUUUACAAGCUCAAACAUCUCAGGUAUGUUCGCUGCUACCACAGAGGAGCCACUAGGUGCGCGCACAACGAGAAGUAGACACAGUCAGAGAAUGUGAUUUUGAGGAGGAAGUUUGAGCACAACUCAUGUGGUUUUCUGCACUAGAACUGCAGUUACGGUUACGCUGUGAACUACAUCUGGUGAUCGACAAGUAUCAAGGAAAUUUCAUGAGUCUGUGAAGGUUGGGUAUGUCGCAUUCCGGAGAGGUUUUCGGAGGAAUAGGAAUACGGCUGGAAGUUGCGCAGAGGUUUGAAGCUGUCAGGCAUAGAUUAGGACAGAUUGUACCUUGCCGGUUUGUUGACAGUAGUCUGUACAGCUCGCUGGCGGAGUACUAUUACGGGAAAACUCUUAAGCCAGUUCCGAAGGGGCCGCAAUCUUGGUUCGCCGACAUUUGACAAGGUCUUUUUUGUGUUCUUUUUUAAAAAGAGGUUCAGGUAGUGGGGGUAGAGAAGGGAAUUUGUGCCGAGUUGUCGAUAGUGGUCUGUGAGUUGUACCGGUUUGAAUUCUGGGAUCGUCGCGGCGUGCUUGGAGGAAGGAUACUGGUGGCGAAUUCGUAAUCUAGCAGGCGGGGCGGUUUGAACGGAUUGAUUUCCUUAAGCCUGGGAAGUGGUUUGGAGGCAAACAUGGUGGAAUCGAGGCGUGUCCGAUGGAAAACCCGACUUAAUGUCUUCGUGUGGAUGAAACACUUGUUCGACAGGAAGCGCGAGGAGUGUGACAUUUACUUUGUUAAUUUGCUCUUUGGCUCACCGACGCAUACUCCUUCACCGACUCCUCCACGAACCCCUACACCGACUUCUCCGCCAAAUCCUCCGCGAACUUCUGCGUCAGCUUACGGCUAUGCACCAGCCGCAGACUGUGGACACAAGGCUUGGACGCGAGGUGGCCAGCACGAUAACGAAGCCAGUUGCUCAAACCCAAGCUCACUUUACUUCGAUCCAGAAUUCUGUGCCGAUUACGUGGAACAGCAUGCUAUACCGAGCUUACCACAGCUCAGACGGUCUGGUAUGACCGUUCCAGCUCAAACUUUUGAAUCUAAUUUGGAAACUUUCCACCCACGACAAGGAGAAGAAUUAUUUCCGAACCAAGGCAUGAGUUCAAGUGAUGCAAUGUCGGUGGAUAGCUCAGUGGUUCCCAAUCCGAUACCACGCACAUACGAAGCUUGGCUGCAUCCAUAUGCGGUCCCCAAUCAGUAUCAACAGACAUCUCCAACGGAUUGUGAUAUCUCCGUCAAUGACUACGUUAAUGAAUGCACUGAUUCGGAGUUUACUGAUGCCACGGAGAUAUUCUCGCAAUCUAAUUGCUCAUACCAGGUCGGCCAUCCAAGCGUGUCGAUGAUGAGCGUCGACCAAGUGGAGAACAUAGAGAGUCUGCGAGACACUGGCAAUUCUUCCACCCAGUCAAUUCAGACGCAAAUGAUGAGUCAGUACGUCAAUUUCCUAGAGAGGGAAUUGGGGUUGGCGGGGACGGCGAAAGGUAGGUGGCGUGCGAUUGCUUACCUUGUGAAAAACUACUCGACACUAUUGCGGUCUCGAAGACAGAAUGGAGCUAGUUCGAGUAGCAUUAUGGGCGAGGAAGAUUCCCCCAAAUACAAGGGGAUUCGGCUACGAAACAAUAAGUGGGUAGCGGAAAUCAGGGUGGCCAAAACCAAGAUAAAAGUGUGGCUGGGUUCGUACACCAGGAAGAAGGACGCGGCGCUUGCGUAUGAUGCGGGGUUGCAUCACUGCAACCAGAAGAAGUUGAAGAAGUUCAACUUCCGAGAGUCUAUUCAGAAACUUGGAGCUUCGCAGUACAUUAAUAUUAUCAAAUUACGUGAGGAAGAGAUGAAGACGGCAGUUAAGAAGCUUGCAGAAGAUCAUGUCAAAGCUUACGGAUCGACAAACAUUCGGUGAAAGGAAGGGCAUGAGCAUUGCAGUCACUCUUGGUAGAUAUUCUGCGGGUUACGUGUACAGUAGCAGCAUUGAUCGGUACCCACCAUUUUUAAUCUUCACGAUUUGUUUCCUAGAUAUUCCUCAGAGUUGGUGAUAAAGAGCAGUUUAGACCGUGGAUGAUGUCGAGUUAGUAAACGGAUUAUUCUUAGUUAUACAUGUGCGCAAUAGAACUGCUCAAGAAUUCAGCCGCUUGAAUUUUUUUUCUUGACAUUGUAGGAUGUCGAUUUGCUUUGCAAACACGGCGCUUUGCAGAGACUGUUCAGAAUUGACUAUGUCGCCGCUUUAGAAAUGUCGGUAGGAUUUAAAAGAGUGUGCCUCAAUGAGGCGAGUCUCUUGUGAACCAACAAUUGUGAAGCUAGCUCAAUGAUUUUUUUCUAAAAUAAAUUACAAUGCGUUGCGAGUGAAGCAACAUUGCUAAACCGCAAA
Physcomitrium patens is the source of this 2878-nucleotide messenger RNA. RefSeq lists its product as uncharacterized. The record is from RefSeq and is a predicted model, not a curated record. Gene Ontology annotation, molecular function: DNA binding; DNA-binding transcription factor activity. Gene Ontology annotation, biological process: regulation of DNA-templated transcription. Lineage: Eukaryota; Viridiplantae; Streptophyta; Bryopsida; Funariales; Funariaceae.